Messenger RNA from Kalmanozyma brasiliensis GHG001, 2715 nucleotides. RefSeq names its product Cation efflux protein. NCBI's taxonomy places the organism in Eukaryota, Fungi, Basidiomycota, Ustilaginomycetes, Ustilaginales. The record is from RefSeq and is a predicted model, not a curated record. Gene Ontology annotation, molecular function: zinc ion transmembrane transporter activity. The transcript has a single exon. Gene Ontology annotation, biological process: zinc ion transport; transmembrane transport; intracellular zinc ion homeostasis. Gene Ontology annotation, cellular component: Golgi apparatus; membrane. Bases 1 to 2715 code for a protein of 904 amino acids.
AUGCAGUCGCCGGCGUACAACACCAUCGCCACGCCCGAUUCGCGCACUCGCGCAAAGGUGCGCAUGGAGCCCGUCACAUCUCCAUCACGUCCCUCAGGCUCAUCGGCACACACAUCGUCGUCAUCGCUGCUUGGCUUUCCGAUUCCGACAGACUUGCUGCUCGGGCUGUUGCUCAACAAGACGCUUCUAGCAUCGGCAGCACUGUUGGUACGCGCAUGGCUCGCAUCUUCACACAGCGAAUCAAUACACUUGCAGUUCUCCCUCGACGAUGCAGACUCGACGAGACCGAGGAGCACCAUCUCGAGCAGUGCCAGCUCGUGGGCAAUUGCCACAUCCGCCUUUUUCAUCGCAGCAUCACUCCAGGCCGUGUGGUUUAAGGCAUGGCAGUGGCUGCCAGCAGUCAAGAGGGUCGACAAGCGCAGACUCUGCGCCUUGGCUGCCAUCUCCUUUGCGCAGCUUCUCGUCUGGCUCAUGGCCUUGCACAAGCUCGAUGCCGUCAACGUCAUCAUCUUCACCCAGUACUGCGAGAUCUGGGCUGUAGACCUCGCCAGAAGCCUUCGGGGUCGCAGCUACGGCGGAUACACAACGCUCUUUGCUCUCGCCAUCUCCUUCCUUUCCUCCAUCUUGAACGCCGGCGCGCCACUGGCUGCAAAUGACAGCUUCUCGAGUCAGCUUCUCGAAAUGUACGCAGACAACGAUUUGCCCGACAGCCUCCGAAGGAACAGACCCGCUGAUCUGGCGUCGCCCUCUCAGCUUCGAGCUGCCUCCGCGGCGGUGGAUGUGUCGGUCGCCAACUUCAGCGUCUUUGGCACGCUUACCGGCCAUGCUUAUCUCCUCAUCUUUGCUCUGCUCACGAUCGAAAGGGAAAGUGCGCUGCUCAGUGCCAGCAGAGACACAGGUGGUCGACGCAAAGCAGGAAUCGUGGCCACCAUCGUAGCUUCCGCCUUCACCUUGCCGGCAUCGCUUCUCUUCCACUUGCUGGGAUUCUCGACCCUCCCAGCCCUGUCAUCGCUUGUUUCAUCAUCUUCAGGCGGAAGCUCUGGCUCUUCGACUUUCAACCAUCUACCAGCAUACCUUGCCAUCAGCUUUGGAUUCUUGAUCCUCGAGCCUCUUGUCAGCACCUCGAUCGAAUCGCACGCUUCCACCAAAGAUCGCGUCGCACAUGGCUGGCCCAUCGCUGUCCUUGCUUCUUUCGGAAUCGGCUUCGUUGGAUUUGGCCUUAAGCCGCAAUGGUCGCAGAUCAUCGUGGCUCUCCUCGUCGGACAAGCACUGCGCACCGUUCUGAAACACUCGCCAGAUCACGUCUCAUCUCGCUUCGCUUCCUCUUCACCGAGCAAAGGAGACGUAGCACAGAGCGGUGGUGCGUCCACGAAGUCGUCCGACAUCUCCGCUGUGCAGGAGCUCGUCGACUCUUUCCGCUCUGGUGCAGCUGCCACGCGACGCACGAUCAAGAUCAUCCUCGCCAACCCGGACUCGCGCAAGAUCUUCCAGUUCCUCAUGCUCAACCUGGCCUUCAUGGGCGUGCAGCUUCUGUGGGGAGUAUGGACCAACAGCUUGGGUCUCAUCAGCGACGCGAUCCACAUGUUUUUCGACUGCGCCGCCAUCGGCAUGGGUCUGUUUGCCAGUGUCAUGGCGACUUGGCCCACCGAUUCGACGUUUACGUAUGGAUACGGUCGAGUCGAGACGCUCAGUGGAUUCGCCAACGGCAUCUUUCUGAUCCUCAUCUCGGUCUUUAUCGUGUUCGAGGCGGUGCAGCGCAUCAUCGAGCCGCCGGUGAUGAACAACAACACGCAGCUGCUCAUUGUCAGUAGCAUGGGACUCGGCGUUAAUCUUUUCGGCAUGUGGGCCACGGGUGGGCAUCACCACCACGGUCAUUCGCAUGGGCAUGGACACGAUCAUGGUCACGGACACGGGCACGAUCACGGACACGGCCAUUCGCACAACAUGAUGGGUGUCUACCUUCACGUCAUGGCCGAUACGCUGGGCUCUGUGGGUGUCAUCAUCAGCACGCUGCUCAUCGGGCAGUUCGGAUGGACCGGGUUCGAUCCGAUCGCCUCUCUCUUUAUCGCGUUCAUGAUCGUCGGCUCGGUGAUUCCACUCGUGCUCGAGUCGGGGCGAAUCCUCUGCCUCGAGGUAGGAGCGCAUCGAGAAACCGAGAUGACCGAGGCGUUAGACUCACUUCGCAGCAUCGACGGCGUUGUCUCGUAUCACUCGCCGCGCUUCUGGCCGAAGGAUGCAGAGACACUGAUCGGCGUCAUCCGUGUGCAGAUUUCAUGGCCUGUCACCGGCUCUACAGCGUACGAUGACGGCCAUCAGCAAGCACACGAGCACCCUCAUGGCGACAGCCGUGGCCACAAUCACGAGCAUAGUCACGACCAUGGCCACCAUCAUGGUCACAGUCGUGGUCACACCAGUGAGGAUAGUGGUGCAGUAUCAAAAGGUGACUCGGCCACAGUGACGCCAGAAGCGAUAGCAAAGAAGGUGGAGAAUAUGCUAAAAUCGCGCAUUCACGGCCUCGAAAGUGUAGCGGUGCAGCUGGAGAAGGUCGGCGCCGGAAUUGGUGUGUCGCCCAACGGUGCGUUUGCAAGCACGCCCAUGUCAGCCUCGCCUUCGUACAGUAGCACGUACGACGGCAGUCCGACCGCUUCACGGAGGACCAGCGAGGUGCAGGGUCUAUCCCCUGCUGUAGCGCAUCGUCAUCAUCAUCAGCAUUGA